Molecule: messenger RNA, 11831 nt
Organism: Varroa destructor (honeybee mite)
Lineage: Eukaryota; Metazoa; Arthropoda; Arachnida; Mesostigmata; Varroidae
Gene: Lerp
Product: lysosomal enzyme receptor protein
Biological process (GO): lysosomal transport
Molecular function (GO): D-mannose binding; signaling receptor activity
Source: RefSeq, a predicted model, not a curated record
GUGAACGAGCGAUUUGCGUCGUUGUGCAUAUCAAUAAGGCGACCGUCGGUGUUGCGGUUGUAUUCUAGUCAACCAGCUGUCAUUUCGGCAGCGGCAGCCAUCCUCUUCUCCAUCCCAGCCGUAGCCAGAGUAGCAGCCGUUUACCUUACAGCCGCCAGCCUUUGUGCGAAUGAGGCUAUAAAGUCGUCGCAAAUAAGUCGCAGUAACAGGCGCGUCGCUGUUAUAUGCGUUGGUUAAUUCGCGUGUCCGUCUGUAUCUGUGCUGUGCUUUGUACUGUGGUUUGAUUCUAUCUUUAGACUCUGAGGGUGACGGUCAUAGUGGCCGUGGUGCUAUGAGGUGGUGAAGCACUGGCUUGGUAGAGCGUAGUGUGAAAAACUCGUUCAAAUUAUCGAAUUACGCAUUUUAUCAAAGCCCAAAGUAAUUACGGUAGAUCCGGUACAAGCAAAAGGGGGCAAUUUCUGACCGGACGACGAAGUUCUGUAUAUUUUUCGCUUCAUAUUCAGUCGAUAAACAAUCAGCCAGAAAAAGAAAUAGAUUCAGAUCCAGUCUUGCAGACAGCACCCGCAAAAGUGAACACAUCGAAUAUAGUGGCUCCCGCAAACUGGAACGAGGUGUAUCUAAGCUUUAAUUUCUAACGGGAAACCGUUAAAUAAUCAUCUAUCUUCGAAAAGGAAGAACUGUGAAGAUUGUACAUGUCUUUUUGCCAGUGUGCUGUCUGUGAUGCUCGUAACAGCGGCGCAAUAAGGAGGCGCUUAUCAUUGUUGUCGGUUGGAUUGCGUGAUUGCUCGUGUUAAACAUACUGCGAGUGUGGUGUGGCUUCGAGCGCAUUUUGGGUGUCACUUCCUCCGAACAGAGGCAAAGACCAGAACGUUGUUGGGACUAAAAUCAACGCCGUCGACGUCCCCAACGCUAGUUACGCACCGGUAGCGGUGCAGUUUAGCGGGGGGUAGUCGGGAUGACAGUGAGUUGGUCGUCAGUAUCGGCCACCGGCGACAGAGAUCCGCGGUUUCUAACCAGGAGCCGCUGUAGAAAAUUCGUCACUGCCAAGAACAUCUGCAGAGACUGCAGUUACGGCGUGAACGGCAAUAGCAACAGCGGCAGUGGUAGCUGUGACAGUUGCCUCAGUAGAAAUUUUGCCGUUGAAGCACCACGAGCUACAACGAAGAAAAUGAGACCAGCAAUCACUAGUAGACUCUUUCUCACGACGGUAUUUCUGGCCCAGCUAAUCGCUGUUAGCUCGCAAGAUGAACUGGAAUCACAGGAACGCGGAUUCAAUCAUGCGGCGUUUUGUGCGGGCUCGAUUAAAGGAAUAGAUGGAAAACUACUUGGAGCUUAUUCGUGGGUCAUACCAAAGCCGACGAGUUCAGCUGAAGUUAGCCUAUUUUACCUUUCACUAUGUGAGCCACUCAAUUUCACCAAAAAUAGUGGCGACAGUUUCCAGUUGCAGCCAGUUGAGUGCAAUGGGGCAUUUGUAUGCCAUGUCACGCGAUUCGCAGCUAAUAAAAGCUACACAGCCGAGGUUUUGGUAAAGGCUACGGAGGGGAAUCAGUCCUUUGAGGCGAAAAGGAACUAUGUUUUUCUGACGGGCGGGCCCUGCAAGCACCAAGCUCGCAAAAACAUACAAGUGGUCAUCUCGUUCCAAUGCGGCUUUCAUCUGGGAUCGCCCCAUUACAUGCUGGAUAACUCCUGCAAUAUGAUUCUAUCGUGGCGAACAUCCGCGGCCUGUUUUGAAGGUGCGAACAGCGGUGCACCUCCUAGUACUGGAAGCAGGACACCGUUACCUGCGGCUGCGUCUCCAUCUUCAGGAGGACUUCCGCCAAUCAUUAAGCCUAACGUUCAGGUGCCUUGUUAUGUCAUCGAUGAGUUUACUGGUCACAAAUAUGAUCUGAGUCACCUCAUUCGUCUGCGGGGCACACAUAAAGUUGAAGCAUCCAACGUGGAUCUUUACAUCAACAUCUGCCAGGAUAUCACGGACAGCUUGAUCGGUUGUACUACACCUGGUACGGCAGCCUGCCUGAACCUGCGUAAAUCUUCAUGGAAAACCGUAGGAUUAAUCAACUCGUCUACCAGAGUACAACUCAUCAAAGAAACGGGCGACCUCACCAUAACAUACAAACCAUCGAAGAAUUCGAAGCCAUUCGAAAACUGUGUGAAUCAUCCUUCCACGGUGAUCCACCUCCGAUGUCCAGAAAAACGCGGCAGGAAUCGUCCACCACGUCUCCUAGCGAACAUCUCCUGUCAGUAUAUGAUCGAAUGGGAAACGGACCAUGCCUGUCCCGAACACUCGAUCGUCGGAGACGUAAAUUCGUGCAAAAUUGAUAUUGAUGGCAACCAACUUGACCUGGGCAGAUUGCGCGGCCCUAAAGGUUUGGAUCGAGUAUCGAAUGUGACCAUUUUUGGCAAGCAACAUGAUGUGUUACUCAGCAUUUGCAGCUUCGGGUUAAAAAACGGCAUCUGCGGGAAAAUUUCGAGUACGAUGACGACCAACGUUUGUUUCAACGAUUCGGAUGGAAACGCAUAUAGUCUUGGAUCUAAAACUGACAGCGGUUUGAGGUACACCGAUGGCCGUGCCACACUUGUGUAUUUUAAUGGGAAUCCUUGUACUAACAGUUCGGAUUCAAACCGAAGAUGGAGUAGCGCGAUAGAGUUUGUCUGCGACUCGGAAACGACUUCUGGUGCACCCGAACUUGCGUCGGUUGACACGGACGUGUGCAUCAUUCGUUUCGAGUGGAAGACCGCUGCGGCUUGUAUACCGGACGUCGUUACUGGGGAUGAAAAUGUCGACUACAGCGAACUGCAAGAAAGCUGUCAUUACACGAGUGGCGAUUUCCACAUGGAUUUAUCAGCUCUCGAUCAGAAGACGGGCUCAUGGUUCGUAAUGGAUGACGGCGAACACUUUGAAUUCAAUCUUUACGUCGAGGUCUGCUCUCCAGUGCAACGACUCGGCCAUCUCACGAGAUGCCCAGUGCGUUCGGCAGUCUGUGGCCUGCCGCGAGACGAUUCAACGCCAGUUAGCUUUGGCCAGUAUUCGACAGUUAUGUUAUUGCAGAAUGCUAGCUCGCCCGUAGGAGUGCUUGAGUUCAGUGAUGGUGACCAGUGUAAAAGCAAGCCGGAAAAACAAUACAAGACCCUUAUUCAUUUAGCCUGUACCCCUGGGCAGCAUGGAGCUAGCCCUAGGUUCUUUGCCUUCGAUAAGGAGAGAUGCGAACUACAUCUCGAGUGGCAUACAUCUGUUGCCUGUCCCCAAGUGUCUCUAACCAACACGACAUGUAUGGUGGAGGACCUGACUCACGGAUUCCGUAUUGAUCUGACCCCACUUGCCAGAUAUGGCGUUCAGCAUAUCUCUUCGGGCGAUUUCGAAUAUGAUAUCGCUGUAUGCGGUCCCUUGCCAAGCACAUACUCGUGCGGUAGUGACUCGAACGCCGCCGUAUGUCGACGCAACUUAACGGACAAGGGCGAUGUCACACCGCUGGGAGCAGCAUCAAGCGAUCUGAUCUACAACGGCGGUAUGAUCACUGUCGUCUAUGCGGACAAAGCCGAAUCAUCGAAUAUUGCCUUCCAAUGCGAUUUUGAUGCGGGCAUCGGUAAGCCACAGGUGCUUUCGAGCCAGCCAGGAAACACCGUGUUCAACUGGGCGACAUCGUUCGCCUGCCCUGCAAUGAACGCCCACUAUCAGAGUUGUGUGGUGCAAGCCACCGACAAAAGUGGGCAUUUAUACGAUCUGUCGCGACUAACGAGGGUUCGACCCAAUCGCGACUGGACGUUUUUGACUACUGACAUAGGAGAGCUGAAGCUUCCUCACCGCUUUUACGUGUCCCUUUGCCGACCGCUAUACCAGCCUCCGGCACGAUGUAACCCGCAUGCAGCAGUUUGUGUUGAGACAAUCUACCCGAAUGGCACAACAAAAUUCGUUGACGCUGGGCACGUAGUUGACCCGCCAUCGGCGAACAGCCGAGGUGAGCUAACGCUCACCUACAGCAAUGGAGCGCCGUGCAUUCGACGUGGACAACCUUCCACGAUGCGAACCACUAUUCACUUUCAAUGCGACGAUGAAGUCGUACCUAGUGGAGAGUAUCUCCGGUAUAUAAAUAAGCCCGACCAGUGCGAGUACCUGCUUCUGUGGACGACCGAAGCCGCGUGUCCCAUUCGGCAUCAGCCGGUGAAGGACGAGUGCGCCAUUGUCGAUCGACUCACUGGUGAUCUCUUCAAUAUUUCCCAUAUGCGAGCGGAUACAUUUUACCGUAAGGGCGACUACGAAUUCAACAUCUGUGGCCCUAUCAGGAAUAGCACAAACUGUCUGGGCGAAAACAUCAGCGUUUGUCGUGUUACAACUGACCAAACGGGACGCACCAAAGGAGUACCACUUACAGGUGCAACCGGCUAUCAGCUAGACUUUGUCGGCGUCGGCAGUCUUCGCCUAAGUUACAUGGGUGAAAUUACUAGCGGUCGAACGACGCGCGUGGAAAUUGAGUUGGUGUGCACAACGGCACUAUUGCCCAAGAACAGCGUUAUAGAGGCACGAGGUUCUCUUGGUGACGAUCAGGUUCACCGAAUCAACUUCUAUUCAAGCGGUGUUUGCCCAAAUUAUCGAACUGACCCCACAAACUGUGAAAUCAUCAAUAGUGAAACUGGCUACGCGUACGACUUGCGACCACUCGUCCAUACCGCUCUGUCAAACUGGGAAGCCAGUGAAUAUUCACCCAUUUCGUACGAUUACCAGCAUUUGGCAAGUCCCGAACAGAAGUAUCAUUUCAAUAUAUGCAAAAAGCUAAAUACGGUUCCGCUCUCAGACGGUGGUUAUAAUUGUCCCAGAGGGUCGUACGCUUGUGCGACGUAUACAAACGAUAACAGUCGUAUGGGAGAAAGUCUCGGCAGACACAUGGACGAUAUUGUGUUUGGUGAAGAUGGUACAAUUGGCAUACGUUACGUUGGAGGUGACAAGUGUCCACCGGAGGAGAAUCGCGAUGGAGAAUUUCAGGCUGGCAACGGCACUCAAGGAGAGACUAACCCAAAAUUCAAGUCAAGCCUUAUAACCCUAGCCUGCACACCGAAUGCUCAUGAAAUGCCCAAAAUCAUCAGGACCUCCAAGGACUGCGAAUACGUCUUUUACAUGGAAACUCCCGCUGCGUGCCCGGUCAAGAAGGCGGUGGGCUCCGACUGCAAAGUCACUGAACCUAACUUUGGAUAUCGAUUCGAUUUGAGCGCACUCGGUGGGAAGAGCAAGGUCUACACAGUAAACAAUCCCGACGAUAAAGGUAUGCACAAGAUGACCGUGUGUGGCGCACUCCCCGAUGCCGGCGUUUUGUGUGGAGGCGACAAUGAGGCCGGAUCCUGUUUGAUCGGCGCAAAUGGCAAGAACAUUUCACUGGGCAAGGGCACCGCUACGUUGCAAUACAACACUGGCAUCCUGACGCUCAUCUACACGAACGGUGUAGUCGGUUGUACUGAUUCCAAAAAGAAUCGAAGCACAACGAUCAAUUUCCAUUGCGAUCACUCCGCCAAGGUAGGAUCGACUGCACCGGAGUUUCAAUCAAUGGACGGCAACUGUGGUUUUGUCUUCAGCUGGUAUACGGAAUUAGCGUGUCCGCCGCGGACAGAACAAGUUUGUAAGGUGGACACCCCUGACGGCCUUGUUGAUCUUUCGCCGCUGUCGGCGCCGCGGCGAAACUACGUUACGCCUGAUAACAUGAUUGAGGUUGGUCAAAAGUAUGUUGUUAACGUGUGCCGAUCCGUUGUACAUAUGCGGGCUCUUGCUUGUGAAUUCUCGUCAGGUGCGUGCAUUAUUAAUGGUGAUAAGACGGUGAACUUAGGCGUUGUUUCCCGCGGGCCAUUCUACGUCAAAGAUGAGCGUAUCGUGCGCAUCCAGUACCAGAACGGCGAUUUGUGUACGACCAAAUCGACACUGAGCUCUCAAAAUCGUUGGUCGACAACGAUUGAUUUCGUGUGUCAGAGUAAAGACUCAGGGCCGGUGCACGUCAGUAACGACAAUUGCAAGGCGAUAUUCUUCUGGAACACACCUCACGCAUGCCCCCAAAGUCACGAUCUGCAGCCUGCUAAGAAUCACACGUGUGCAGCUGUACACCCAUCUGCUGGCGGGCUCGUGAUUGAUCUACUUCCUCUGGUCCGAAGCGACAACGAAUCCCCAUACGCUGUGCCCGGUCCAGCGGGCUCCACGUACAAGUUAAAUAUUUGCGGCUCGGCAAGGGAGACAUCGUGUGGUCCCCAUACAGGCAUCUGUUUAGAGAGCAGAACCGAAUCUGCUAAAAUCGUUGCACGGCCAAGUUCGCAUCUGAUCUGGGAAAAUGGCGUGCUGGCAAUGGUGUUCGAAGGUGGACAGAGUUGUGGUCUGGCCAACGAAGACCAUUUGCGUAAAAUGAAGGCGAUCAUUCAUUUUGUGUGUCCGUCAGCGGGUUUCGGCCGCGACGCACCCAUGUUUGUAUCGCAGUCGCCCGAUGAUUGUGAACACCGCUUUGUUUGGCCAACGGAGCUGGUAUGUCCCAACAUUUUGCAAUGCGCUUACUACCAGGACCAGGAAUUUGAUCUGUCGCCAUUGUCGACUCGAAGUCAUCGAGCACGCAAUGUCUUGGAUACCGGUUACGAAUAUUAUUUAAGCGUAUGUCGGCCCCUCGAACCGCAGCAACCCUAUCUAUCAAUGCCGCCCAACGCCGCGAUCGUCCGGGUGGCCGUAAACUCGAAGUCGAAGGUCGAAAGUCUUGGACACACGUUCUUCGGAUCGUUCACACACUUCCAGCAUUCAGUAACACUAUUGUAUGUGAACGGCAGCCGCUGUGAAUGGGAUAAUACCCAGCUCUAUAAGGCUCGGAUCAGCUUCGAAUGCGAUUACUCGCAAGACGCUGGCGAACCGGUGUUAGUCGACAUUGAUCAGGCCGAAUGCCUCCACGUAUUCCGAUGGAGGACCAAUCUAGUGUGUGCGGGAUCUGCAGAUACCCAUCAAAUAAAUCCACGCGGGAACUGCAGUUUCCCUGUGCCUCAACGAGGAAUCACCCUUGAUCUGUCAUCGCUAGCUAAGAAGUCCCCGCAUCAGAUCAGAGUAAAUAGCCCGGAUGGCGAAGAGUCGGGUUACUUCACAAUGUCUGUUUGCAAAGAUAUGUCAGCGAGUAUCAGUGGAUGUAAAAACAGUGAACUCUGUUUCGCUUCGAAGGUCCAAGGCGGCAUCAAAAACAUCAGCUACGGUGUAGCUGAAUCCUACCAUUAUCAGGGCGGAAGUCUAUUUGUUCGUUACACCACUGGAGACAAAUGUGUCAGCAUGCUUGGCAAAACGUACGGUGCCAUUGUGGAGUUCGAGUGCGAUCCCCUCUAUGACACAGGUAGUCCAGUUGUCGAGCGUCAGUAUGGCUGCUUGACCGUGUUCCGAUGGAAGACUGUUAAAGCGUGCAGUCCUCAGCAGCUUCAAGCAGCCGAAGGCCACGAUUGUAUCGUAAGGCGAGGCGCGUCCACGUUCGACCUCACCAUGCUAUCAUCGGUGUCGCAUGCCUGGAAACUGGAAGAUCCUCAAUCGCGCAGUACGUUUUAUUUGAACAUUUGUGGAAUAAACCACAAGUGGCCGUUGGACGCGAUUGAUAAGUGCAGCAAAAGUGGUGUCUGUGUUGAGAAGAAAACGAACGACAAUAAGGAUGAAUUCCAAUCGCUUGGAGAGUAUUCCUCAAGAGAAGUAGUGGUCGAGGACAGCUCAACGAUAAGGAUUACGUACAACGGUGGAGAUCCAUCGGUUUGUCCAUUGAAUGAGCAGCAUCCAAAAAGCAUCAUAGUUAUUAAAUGUGAUCUCGAUGGAGAUUCGAUUGGGUCAUUGAAAUUCGUCUCCGGUCCCACGUCGAAAUCGUGCACAUACAAAUUCGAAUGGCCUACCCGAUACGCCUGUCCUGAAGCCACAGAUGUACUCGUCAUGCAGAAGGGUGGCUACCUGAUUGAUCCAGCAAUGCAUCAAGCUUAUAAUCUUACCGCGCUUUUCAACCGAACAUUUCGUACUUUCGAAUAUCGGUUAGGCCAGGAUAACUAUACUUAUCUGGUGAACUUACGAGAGGUCUGCACAGAGAGUUCGUGCCGAAUUCCCUGGCGAAUGGGACCCUGUGCCCAAAGUGCUGUCUGCCAAGCCAAGCGCAGCACUUUCAUGAAAAAUAUCGGUUCGGCAAACAAACAACGCUUCUACCUUCGAGGUUUCGAAUUGUUACUUGUUAUAGACACACUCGCCACCUGUCUCCACGUACCAAACUCAACGAUCAAGAGUAUAUUUACUUUUGCCUGCGACCACGAGGCCGGAAUUGGAGUCCCGUCGUUCCUUUAUGAAACUAAAUCAUGUCAUUACAUCUUCUCAUGGCCGACGGAGUACGUCUGUCCGUCACGGGUGGAACAUCCUACUAUGGCCUGGUCCCACAUGGGUACUGGUGAAGCAAACGGUGAUGGUUCUCCUAUGGGCAUUGUCAUUAUUUUGAGUGCCCUAGCGGUUACACUAGCUGGAGUAUUUAUGUUUCUGUCUAAGCCUGACAACCGGAUGGCGGUUAGAGCUCGUGUCCUGCGGAUUUUCCGGACCGUUACCAUGCCGCAUUAUUACUACUCCAAGACGGAGUCGGAGAUGCAAAGUCCUUUGGAUACUGAUGGGGACACGGUGUUGCUUAGUCCAUCGCUCGUACUACAACCGGACGACGACGACUUUUCCUCGCCGCUCGCUUAAGCGGUUGAGUUGGGUGCCUAUGAUAUAUAUCUUCCAUAUAUAUGAAUGUAUGUAAAGAGGAAGCAAGCAGAAAUCGUUAUAAUUACUCCACAUAGCUCGACUCGUUUUCCUGUCUUCUGUCUGAGCUCCGUUCGACCAGCGGGCUCUUUCAACCUUCUUUCAACGUCGACUUGAACGUGUCCGAUAAACCUGGCAUCAAAAGGACGUGUGCAACAGCGCGUACGACCUAUUCAAGUUUCCCCGCUGGCAUGUUUUUCCAAGCUGUGACGGAGUCUCUGAGAAGCUUUGUUCGCCGAACACCUAGUCGUGCACAACAUUAGCUUGUGCUAAGUUAGAACAAGAGGAAUGCACCGACCAAAUGCAAGUAGGGAAAUAAACUAAGCAAUUGUUCCUCAUCAUGUCAAGGCCAUCUAUUUUGUAGUUGAAGGUCAUUUUUUUGUACGGUCUUUUUUCUGUGGCACCUUUUUCGAUCAUAGUGAAAUGGAUGCGCUCGUUGUUGAGACCUUUACGCGCCAAAACAGGUAUCAUAAGUAGCAGUUUUAUAUUCUAUGGCAUUUAAUAUAGACACUAACCACGCCACUAUUGUAGUCUCAAGGGAGCUGUAAAUUCUUUUCAUGUAUUCCGCUAACUCAUAGGAAUAGUUCGAAGAGCUUUUAUCCUCAUUAAUGCGUCAAUUAGUUCUGGUUUGAUGAAACUGUUCAGUAUGCGGCUCCCAUUCGUCAUUUUUACCGCUAAAAGCUCUAAAUAUUCUAAGCUAAAUAGCAGACUUCAUUAGAAGCGCCUAGCUCAUUUGUUUCUACAGUCAGCGCGGCCUUGAGGUUAUCAACGUGUAACGGUGAAAUAGUAUUCAUUUUGUAGUCCUUGGAAAUCGUGUUUUUUUUUUACACAUACACAUAUAUGAAAGUUUGAGACAGCUUUUUAUUACUUCUGAUAGUAUUUUUUUUCUCUUCACUUUAGUCAUUCUCAGAAUGUCCGCGUUGUAUAUGCUUAGUGUUACUGUCUACCACGCAGUCAAUCAUCGUAUAGUAAAUGAAUUGUAUUUUAUAUAAUUUUGGAUUAAAAAGGAUUUUGUCUGCGCGCAUCGCUAAGAUGAACUAAAAACCAAAAAGUACACCGAUAUAUAGCGGUGUUGAAAGAUUUGUUUUGUCAAUCCGUCAACCAAUGUGGAGAGCAUAGUUAAAGACCAGCAAUUGUCCCAGUAAAAAUAGUCCCUUUCUACUUUUUUUUUUUUGCUGAAAAAAGUUGCUUUUGUUUUCUGAGAGAAAGACGGCCGAAUUGGGGGCCGGUACUAAAGCAAGUAAAAUCAAGGAUCGAACGGGAUUCACCUAAUGUCUGACGGUGAUAAAACUUCAGUAGUCAUUAUUAUUAGUUAAGUGGCAAGUGAAACGCACGCAAGUAAAAAAAUAAUGCAUGAUGAAAUAACUAUAUACGUAAAAAAGAAGAUAGCGAGAAAUGAGGAAAGAUAAAAUAAAGCGGAGACGAACUUUUAACUAGUGAAGAUAACGGGAGAGCUAGAAACAAGGUACUAUUAACGAAAAAACAAUAGGCAUUUAUCUGUGAUGAUGGGUCGGCUAAGUGUUUCGACAUGUUUGAGCCGCACACGCUGUUGCCGAGGGGCUAAACUCACCAAUCAUUUAUCUGAGCAACGUUCCACUAAUGCUUUCCGACUCAUUAAUAUAAUACUGCACUGAAUUCGCGCAUUCAACGUCAACGGCGCAUAUAUACACGCGAACAUAAUUAUAUAGACGCGGGAUUGAGCUGACUAUAUCGUUCAUCUGCCUCAUGCGAGUUGCUGUUUUACGUUUUAAGGCGAGGAGAAUUUCGUUACUUAGGUUUUUAGCCAUUUUGCGAACCAAGUUGUUUAGGUGCAAUCCGCCGUUUUGCCUACGACUUGUCUUCUUUGAUAUAGGUGUUCGCAACAGUAUUUAGGAUGAGUGCGGAAAAUAUGGUCUAUAUUUUCCAUUUUACAUAAUCCAGGAGCUAACGAGGCACAGUGAAGGAAAAGCUGCGAACGUCAAUAAGAAUCAGCAUUCAUAUAUAUACUAAUUGUUUUUUUGUCGUUAUACGAGACUGCAUCUUGCUGAAAUGCAGCGUCGCAAUGUGUGAGUUGCGUGUGUUCAUCUAUCUACGCAUAGCGAGCUGUCCGAAGUAAGAGCAGUAUGCAUAGAAAAUUCAAUGACAUAUCUAAUAAUUGCCGUGAGCUCAGAGUUCCUUUCAUGCUUGCCCCCGAAGAGGGAAGCCAGUCAAAGCAACCGCUAUAGCCAGCCACCAGAGCAUGCGUUUAAGUGUAUCUAUGUUUAAUUCAGACACAGACGUUUUUGCCUAGGUCUACGAUCACUGUUAUCACAUGUAAGUAAGCAAAUAUCUUAUUUACCCCAUUCCGUGAGUACUCCUAAAUAUUCCUUAUGCACACUGAUGUCUAUCUUUGCUGAACUAUUAAUUUUACCGUUACUCAUAAGCGUCUGUACAUAAAACAACACCCUCAUGUCCUUUACGCCCGAUCCUUCUUAACCACUUAUGCGAGAGCACUUAAGUUUCAAAAGUUCGUUUCCUAUGAAAAUGUAACGAAUCAAUGAAGGUUAUUACCCAGGGAAGCAGAAGGUGGCAUCUUACCUCCCACGCCACCGUAAGUAUACGGUCGGCGCAAUCGACUUCAAGCCGGCGUAGCAUCGCUGUGCAUCGCCCUUUGCACUAAACAGCAAAAAAAAACAACUUCCUUUUUUUAUUAAUGAAGUAAACAACAAAACAACCCAUUCAUUCAUGCGCAUACUGUUUUUGCUAUCUACAGGCAUAAAAUACACUUACGUGCGCACACGAAACUUACUUCUGCCGUACGAAGCAUUCCUAUUACAUUUUUAUUAUAUACAUAUAUAACACAGAUAUCAACGAGACAGAUAUGGAUUGCAUGUGAGCGCCGGAGAGGCCCUGAGCGCUCACUCGAUUGGGCAUUAUCCGCGGCCCUUAAGCUCGCAAGAAAAUUUUAGGCCAGAAGUACGUCGGUGUGCGUGUGCGUGUGUAUGUGCAGGAAUCUGUGUGUUGUACAUAAGGUUUGGUCUAACGAUCACGCGAUGAGCAGAUAUGCAUCUCUUCUAGCAUAAGCAAAGCUACCAAUGUACGUUGUAUAUAGAUGUACAGAGAAUAA